UAGACAGCCCAAGCCCAGGGCCGGCGCCGGUAGACAGCCUAUGCCCAGGGCCAGGCCUGGCGUCCACCAUGCAAUUUAAUGCAUAUAUGAUUCGUGGUUACUACUCGAAACAUGCUUCACUUGUAUAAAUACCACUGCUCGGUUUCCACUUUCCUCUUCACCUACGGAUGUGCAGCCACAAGCCAAAUCCAGAAAACAAUGGCUCGUCCAAGCUCUUCACCCUUCUCCGUGAGACAAGGCAAGCCGGAAUUGCUUCCGCCGGCAAAGCCUACCCCUCGCGAGCUGAAGCAGCUCUCCGACAUAGAUGACCAGAAAGGCCUCCAGUUCCAGUUUCCGGUGAUGAUGUUCUAUGAGAACAAGAGUAUUCCAGGAACGGAAAGAAAUGAUCCAGUGAGGGUGAUUCAAGAAGCCAUAGCUGAAACUCUUGUCUUCUACUACCCACUCGCCGGAAGGCUCAUUGAAAUAGAGCCGAACCGGCUUGCUGUAGACUGCACCGGCGAAGGCAUCUUGUUCGUAGAAGCCGACGCCGAUGUCAGCUUUGGCCAGCUCGGCGGCGCGAUUCAGCCCCCGUGUCCUUACAUGAACGAGUUUUUGUGUGAUGACCCUGCUUACGGAGGCAUCACCUAUUCCCCUUUGUUGUUGGUCCAGAUAACACGUCUCUCAUGUGGAGGAUUUGUAUUUGCAAUACGACUGAACCACGUGAUUAGUGAUGGUUCCGGCUUAGUCCAAUUCUUAAAGGCCGUAGCAGAGAUAGCACAAGGUUCAUCUGAGCCAUCGUUGCUACCGGUUUGGGAAAGAGAGCUCUUGAACGCAAGGCACCCACCAAAGAUCACAUGCGCGCAUCACGCUUAUGAGAAUUUGAGCAACCACAACAGCAGAUUAGUCUCCAUGGCCAGCAACAACAUGGCCCAUCAAUCUUUCUUCUUCGGCCAUACAGAGAAAAGAGCCCUUUUGAAGCAUCUCCCCCCACGCCUUCAAUCAUACUCUACAUUCGACGUGCUCACAGCGAGUCUCUGGAGAUGUUGGGCAAUUUCAAUGGCACCAAAUCCAGAAGAAAUUGUUUGCUUGUGCUUCCCCACCAGUGUGCGCGGCAAGAAUGGCGUACGCUUGCCUAGCGGAUAUUAUGGCAACGCAUUUGUUUUGGCGUCAGCCAUUUCGGAGGCUGGAAAGCUGUGCAGGAACCCGGUAGCGUAUGCGCUAGAGCUAGUGAAGAAAGCAAAAGCCCAGGUGAAUGAAGAGUUCAUUAGAUCAUCGGCAGAUUGUAUUGUGAUGAAGGGGCGACGCUCAUUUUCAACACCAUGGAGUUUCGUCGUCACUGAUACGACGAGGGCUGGUUUCACAGAGGUGGAUUUCGGCUGGGGAACGCCUGUUUAUGGCGGUCCUGCCGGAAGCCAGUCUCCUAUAAACCUCUAUGUAAAGUUCAAAAACAAUGAAGGAGAGUGGGGGAUUCUGGUGCCCGUGUAUUUGCCGGCAGCAGCCAUGCAAAGAUUCAAGGAGGAAAUUUGGAGAAUGACCCAACAGCCUCCUGACGAUUCACUUUGCAAUCACCCAACUGAUAGUACCUCCAAGUUGUAAUUUCACAUAUCUUCAUUAGGAGAUGAGAUGAUGCCUUGUAAGUGGAUUGCCUAGCUUAUCGAUCCUUAAUUCCCUACUCUACUUAGAAGCACUACUAGUCUGUAAACAAUGCAUCCGUCUAAUUUAUUUUUAUAAGUUCUAAUUAAUUUAAAGUUUAUUUUAAGGUUAAUUUUAGA
Messenger RNA from Diospyros lotus (date-plum), 1751 nucleotides. RefSeq names its product methanol O-anthraniloyltransferase-like. The record is from RefSeq and is a predicted model, not a curated record. Bases 112 to 1575 code for a protein of 487 amino acids. The transcript has 2 exons. Lineage: Eukaryota; Viridiplantae; Streptophyta; Magnoliopsida; Ericales; Ebenaceae.